AUGUUCAAAAUAACUUCACUGAGUACGUCUUUUGCAGGCCGAAACCCGAUCAAAAAGUGGAAUGCCUUGGGACUGUCGAGGAAUGUGUCGAAAAAGAUGUCAAGAAGCAAAGGCUGGACUUCGUGGCUCGAACCAGCGUGUUUGCUGUGGCAACCUGGUGGUCGUGGCUACGUGAGACCUCCAUACAUGACUCGGACCGAUGAUGAUAAACCUCAGUACACACCAGAUCAAGAACUUGCCAUAAUGGCCGAACAAGUCAAUAGCAGCGAUGGGUUUGAAAUCGAUUUCUCGUUCUUCCGCUGCGUUUUCAACUACCAUCCUGUUAUUCUCAAUAUACAACAAUUCGUUGACGAGCCAGAAACUGAUGAGGAUUUACUCAACAGGCUCUCUCAAGGAUCCCUUGAUGGAUACAAUCAAACAAAUAAGACAGAAUUUGAGUUUGUCAUGGUUGUGAAAGCCAAUAAUCACUGGGCUAGUGCGAUUAUGUUUCUUAUAACAUUUCAAGUUAAGGAUCCAUAUGAUGACCAUAUCAAACUCUUCCAAGCAAGGGUACGCUACGCUGAAGAUAUCAUGCUUGAGUAUGUCUUCUGCAGACCUAAACCCGAUAAAGGAGUGAAAUGUGUUGGGACUGCCAAGAAUGAUGUUGAGAAAGAUGUCAAGAAACAAAGAUUGGAGUAG
Molecule: messenger RNA, 678 nt
Organism: Arabis nemorensis
Lineage: Eukaryota; Viridiplantae; Streptophyta; Magnoliopsida; Brassicales; Brassicaceae
Source: the annotation of a GenBank genome assembly